CCCAUUCGAGUUUCCUUCCUAGCAGCCCCCCACGCACCCCACCUCCCCUGCUGUCUCUUCCUCAGCGCUAACCUCUGGCCAACCUAUUGUCCUCGUGUUGACUGUCGGUCCCCACCCCCCGUGUCAGUUUCCCACGGGCGGGGGUUUUGACUGUUUUGUUCGUUGCACAGGGCCCAGCACACAGUAGGUGCUUAUUAUGAGCGUCGGUUAAAUGACUGAAUGAACGUUUGUUUACGUGCGGUGGCGCCCCAUCGGGCCCCUCCGUGCCCACCGCCACCUCGGAGCCCGGCAAUCAGCAGGCGCGCAGCAAAUCUUUGCUGAAUGACUAAUGAACCUGGGCGGGCUCGGAAGAGGUGCCCGGGCUUCCGCAGGGACAGCGGUCAAGCGGGCAGCUGACUACGGCCGCAGUGCUGCGCCUCCCUUGGACCCUCCCAGAUCUCCAUUCUCCGUGGGUCGCCUCCUCCCCGGGUUCCCACCUCCCCUUCACACUAUCUGCCCGCUCCCCCUCGGGGGUACCCCAGCCCCUGAAGAGGGAACCGCGCCCCGCUCCUCUCCGCCGCCAAGGACCCCUCCCGCACCUCUCUAGGGACCCCCAGCCCCGUCGGACCCCGGCCCCUCCCCCUUCCUCCUCUGCUCACGCGGGUCCCCCUCUCCAUCCCCCUUUCUCGGGAUCUCCUCGCGCUGCCCCUCCGAGUCCUCAGUCCCGCGAGACCCCCUCCUCCCGCCGCUGCGAGGUCCCCCAGACCCCCCCUCACUCGCCCCCUUCCCGGAGGAGUCCCCGCCCGGCCCCGCAGUGUGACCCGUCCCCGCCCCUCCCUCCGCGCAGGCGCAGGGAGCCCCGGCCGCCCCCACCACCACCCGGCGGCCGAGGGGCGGGGCGCAGCUGGUCCGAGGCGGCCGCGGCUCCAUGGGGCUCCUGGGGCUGCUGAGCCUGCUGCACUCGGCCUUCUUCGGGGAUCAGACGCUGCAGGAGCUGAAGAUGACGAGCUCCGUGGCGCCCUACGAGCAGCUGGUGCGGCAGGUGGAGGCCUUGAAGGCCGAGAACAGUCACCUGAGGCAGGAGCUGCGGGACAACUCCAGCCACCUGUCCAAGCUGGAGACGGAGACGUCCGGCAUGAAGGAGGUCCUGAAGCACUUACAGGGCAAGCUGGAGCAGGAGGCCCGAGUGCUCGUGUCCUCGGGCCAGACAGAGGUGUUGGAGCAGCUGAAAGCCCUGCAGAUGGACAUCACCAGCCUGUACAACCUCAAGUUCCAGCCCCCCGCCCUGGGCCCCGAGCCCGCUGCCCGGACCCCUGAGGGAAGCCCAGUACAUGGCUCCGGGCCCUCCAAGGACAGCUUUGGGGAGCUGAGCCGGGCCACCAUCCGGCUGUUGGAGGAACUGGACCGGGAACGGUGCUUCCUGUUGAAUGAGAUUGAGAAGGAGGAGAAGGAGAAGCUAUGGUACUACUCGCAGCUGCAGGGCCUGUCCAAGCGCCUGGACGAGCUGCCGCACGUGGAGACGCAGUUCUCGAUGCAAAUGGACCUGAUCCGGCAGCAGCUGGAGUUCGAGGCCCAGCACAUCCGCUCGCUGAUGGAGGAGCGCUUCGGCACCUCGGACGAGAUGGUGCAGCGGGCGCAGAUCCGGGCUUCGCGCCUGGAGCAGAUCGACAAGGAGCUGCUGUCCGCGCAGGAUCGGGUGCAGCAGACGGAGCCCCAGGCCCUGCUUGCGGUGAAGUCGAUGCCAGUGGACGAGGACCACGAGACUGAAGUUCCCACGCACCCCGAGGACGGUGCCCCUCAGCCGGGCAACAGCAAGGUGGAGGUGGUCUUCUGGCUGCUGUCCAUGCUGGCGACGCGGGACCAGGAGGACACUGCGCGCACGCUGCUCGCCAUGUCCAGCUCUCCGGAGAGCUGCGUGGCCAUGCGCCGCUCGGGCUGCCUGCCGCUGCUGCUACAGAUCCUGCACGGCACUGAGGCCGGCGCUGGGGGUCGCAGCGGGAACCCCGGGGCGCCGGGAGCCAAGGACGCGCGCAUGCGCGCCAACGCGGCUCUACACAACAUCGUCUUCUCGCAGCCCGACCAGGGCCUGGCGCGCAAGGAGAUGCGCGUCCUGCACGUCCUGGAGCAGAUCCGCGCCUACUGCGAGACCUGCUGGGACUGGCUGCAGGCCCGGGAUGGCGGGAGCGAGGGCGGCGGCGCCGGCGGCACCCCCGUCCCCAUCGAGCCGCAGAUCUGCCAGGCCACCUGUGCCGUGAUGAAGCUGUCCUUUGACGAGGAGUACCGCCGGGCCAUGAACGAGCUGGGCGGGCUGCAGGCAGUGGCGGAGUUACUGCAGGUCGAUUACGAGAUGCACAAGAUGACCCGGGACCCACUCAACCUCGCCCUGCGCCGAUACGCCGGCAUGACCCUCACCAACCUCACCUUUGGGGACGUCGCCAACAAGGCCACCCUGUGUGCCCGCCGGGGCUGCAUGGAGGCCAUCGUGGCCCAGCUGGCCUCUGAGAGCGAGGAGCUCCACCAGGUAGUGUCCAGCAUCCUGCGAAACCUGUCCUGGCGCGCUGACAUCAGCAGCAAGAAGGUGCUCAGAGAGGUCGGCAGCAUGACCGCUCUGAUGCGGUGCGUCCUGCGGGCCACCAAGGAGUCCACGCUGAAGAGCGUGCUCAGCGCGCUGUGGAACCUGUCGGCGCACAGCACGGAGAACAAGGCGGCCAUCUGCCAGGUGGAAGGCGCGCUGGGCUUCCUGGUGAGCACGCUGACCUACAAGUGCCAGAGCAACUCGCUGGCCAUCAUCGAGAGCGGCGGCGGCAUCCUGCGCAACGUGUCCAGCCUCAUCGCCACCCGCGAGGACUACAGGCAGGUGCUGCGGGACCACAACUGCCUGCAGACGCUGCUGCAGCACCUCACCUCGCACAGCCUGACCAUCGUGAGCAACGCGUGCGGCACGCUCUGGAACCUGUCGGCCCGCAGUGCGCGCGACCAGGAGCUGCUGUGGGACCUGGGCGCCGUGGGCAUGCUGCGUAACCUGGUGCACUCCCGGCACAAGAUGAUCGCCAUGGGCAGCGCCGCCGCCCUGCGCAACCUGCUGGCCCACCGGCCCGCCAAGUACCAGGCGGCGGCCACCGCCGUGUCCCCCGGCGCCUGCGCGCCCAGCCUGGCCGUGCGCAAGCAGCGGGCGCUGGAGGCCGAGCUGGACGCGCGGCACCUGGCCCAGGCGCUCGACCACCUGGAGAAGCGCAGCCUGCCCGAGGCCGAGGCCGCCAAGAAGCCGCUGCCGCCCCUGCGCCACCUGGACGGGCUGGCCCAGGACUACGCUUCUGACUCGGGCUGCUUCGAUGACGACGAUGCUCCCUCGCUGGCCGCCGCGGCCGCCACUGCCGAGCCAGCCAGCCCCGCCGUGCUGUCCCUCUUCCUGGGCAGCCCCUUCCUGCAGGGCCAGGCGCUGGCCCGUGCCCCGCCCGCCCGCCGCGGUGCCCCUGAGGCCGAGAAGGAGGCGGGUGGCGAGGCGGCCGUGGCGGCCAGGGCCAAGGCCAAGCUGGCGCUGGCAGUGGCGCGCAUCGACCGGCUGGUGGAGGACAUCUCUGCCCUGCACACCUCGUCCGACGACAGCUUCAGCCUCAGCUCCGGGGACCCCGGGCAGGAGGCGCCGAGGGAGGGCCGAGCCCAGUCCUGCUCGCCGUGCCGGGGGCCCGAGGCCGGGCGGCGGGAGGCGGGCAGCCGGGCUCACCCGCUGCUGCGGCUCAAGGCGGCCCACGCCAGCCUCUCCAAUGACAGCCUCAACAGCGGCAGCACUGGCGACGGGCACUGUCCCCGCGAGCACGCCCGGCCCUGCCAGCUGGCCGCGCUGGCUGAGCACCGCGAGGGGCCCCCGGGCGGCCAUGCGCGGCCCAGCCGGCUUGACCUAAACCUGCCAGGGGGCCAGGCUGAGCCGGCAGCCCGGGACGCCGCGGCCACCGAUGCCCGCGUGCGCACCAUCAAGCUGUCGCCCACCUACCAGCACGUGCCACUGCUGGAGGGCACGGCCAGGGCAGGCUCAGGGCCCCCGGCGCCCGGGGCUCGGAAGCAGGCCUGGCUGCCCGAGGAGGCCCUGAGCAAGGUGCCGCAGAAGCUGGUGGCGGAGGCCGCCCCGCCCUGCCUGUCCCGCUGCAGCUCCCUGUCAUCGCUGUCCUCCGCCGGCCGCCCGGGCCCCAGUGAGGCCGGGGACCUGGACGACAGUGACUCUUCCCUGGAGGGGCUGGAGGAGGCGGGCCCCAGCGAGGCGGGGCUGGACACGGCCUGGCGGGGGCCGGGGGCCGCCUCCCUGCCCAUGGCCAUCCCAGCCCCCCGGCGCGGCCGGGGCCUGGGGGUGGAGGACGCCACGCCGUCCAGCUCCUCGGAGAACUGCGUGCAGGAGACGCCGCUGGUGCUGAGCCGCUGCAGCUCGGUGAGCUCGCUUGGCAGCUUCGAGAGCCCGUCCAUCGCCAGCUCCAUCCCCAGCGACCCGUGCAGCGGGCUGGGCAGCGGCACGGUCAGCCCCAGCGAGCUGCCCGACAGCCCCGGGCAGACCAUGCCGCCGAGCCGCAGCAAGACGCCGCCGCCGGCCGCCGUGCCGCCGGGCGAGCGCGAGACCACGCCGUUCAGCCUGCAGUGGGAGAGCUACGUGAAGCGCUUCCUGGACAUCGCCGACUGCCGCGAGCGCUGCCGCCUGCCCUCCGAGCUGGAUGCGGGCAGCGUGCGCUUCACCGUGGAGAAGCCCGACGAGAACUUCUCCUGCGCCUCCAGCCUCAGCGCGCUCGCCCUGCACGAGCACUAUGUGCAGAAGGACGUGGAGCUGCGGCUGCUGCCCCCUGCCUGCCCCGAGCGAGGCGGCGGCGGGGGUCCCGGCCUGCACUUCGCCGGGCACCGUCGGCGGGAUGAGGCCAGUGGCCGCCGUGAGGGGCCGACGGCCACCGAGCAGGAGCUGGAGCUGCUUCGGGAGUGCCUGGGCGCGGCCGUGCCCGCCCGGCUCCGAAAGGUGGCCUCGGCGCGGGUGCCCGGCCGCCGCGCGCUGCCCGUGCCCGUCUACAUGCUGGUGCCCGCCCCGGCCCGCGAGGACGACUCGUGCACUGACUCGGCUGAGGGCACGCCCGCCCACUUCUCCAGCAUGGCCUCGCUCAGCGAUGAGACGCUGCAGGGACCCCCCAAGGACCCGCCUGGCGGGCGCUCAGACGGGCAGAAGCCCGCAGGCCGAGUGGCUCCUGCCAGGCAGGCUGCCGGGCACCGGCAGAGGGCGGGGGGUCCAGGCCGGAGCUCAGACCAGGCCCUGGGGUCGGGCAGGAGCCGGGUGGGACUUGAGCUGCCCCUCCGCAGGCCCCCGAGUGCCCACGCAGACAGGGACGGCUCCCACCUGGGCCGGGCGCGUGCGGAUGGGGCGCUGCAGUCGCUCUGCCUCACGACACCCACUGAGGAGGCCGUGUACUGCUUCUACGGCAACGACUCGGACGAGGAGCCGGCCACGAAGGUGCCACCCCCCCGGCGGGCGUCCGCUAUACCCCGGGCAGUGAAGAGGGAGCAUCUGGCUGGCAGGAAGGAGACGCAGGCCGCACCCAAGCCAGUGCCCAAGCCAGUGCCCAAGGCUGUGCCCAAGGUCGUGCCGCCCACCCGGGCCCAGCCCAGCCUCAUCGCCGAUGAGACGCCGCCAUGCUACUCCCUGAGCUCCUCUGCGAGCUCCCUCAGCGAGCCCGAGCCCUUGGAGCCGGUGGCCGGCCCGCCCCGAGCCCAAGAGCCAGCCGUCACCAAGGACCCCGGGCCGGGUGGUGGGCUCACCGGCUCCCCCAGCCCGAGGGCCGAGGCAGAGCUGCUCCGGCGCUGCAUCGGCUCGGCCAUGCCCCGGCGCCGGCCCCAGGCACCGGCCCUGCGGCGUCGCAAGCCCCGAGCUGCCCGGCCAGACGAGCGGCCAACAGAGGGGCCCCGGGAGUGCGGCGAGGAGGCGGUGGGCUCGGACCACGCCUCGGACCUGGACAGCGUCGAGUGGCGCGCCAUCCAGGAGGGCGCCAACUCCAUCGUCACGUGGCUGCACCAGGCGGCGGUGGCCACCGGCGAGGCCUCGUCUGAGUCUGAUUCCAUCUUGUCCUUCGUGUCCGGGCUCUCGGUGGGCUCCACCCUGCAGGCCUCCCCGCACAGGAAGGGGCCCCAGCCGCGGGCCGAGGGCCAGGCGGGCAGUGCCGCACGGCCGGAGAAACGGGAUGCAGCCCUGACCCAGCGCAGCAGCGGGUCCCGCUUGCCCUGCGGCCCCGAGAAGCCGCGUGGCGCUCCGAAGACCACGUCCGGGGUGCCGGCCGUGCUCCGGGGGCGGACGGUGAUCUACGUGCCCAGCCCAGCCCCCCGGGCCCAGCCCAAAGGCGCCCCUGGCCCCCGCGCCGUGCCCAGGAAGAUGGGACCACCCAGCCCCGCGCAGCCAGCAGCCCCCGCCACAGCCCCCGGGCUUGGGCAGCCGCGGUCGCGGAGCCUGCACCGGCCCGGCAAGAUCUCGGAACUGACGGCGCUGAACCCCCCACAGCGGAGCGCCACGCCACCCGCCCGCCUCGCCAAGACCCCCUCGUCCAGCUCCUCGCAGACCUCCCCUGCUUCCCAGCCCCUGCCCAGGAGGUCACCCCCGGCCGCCCAGCCUGCGGGGCCCCUGCCCGGUCCCGGGACAUCGCCGGUGCCCAAGACGCCCGCGCGCGCACUGCUGGCCAAGCAGCACAAGACGCAGAAGUCGCCCGUGCGGAUCCCCUUCAUGCAGAGGCCUGCCCGGCGGGGGCCGCCACCCCUGGCCAGGGCAGCCCCAGAGCCCAGGGCCCGGGCGGGGAACCCGGGGGCCCCGGGCGCCCGCGGGGGCCGCCUGGGCCUGGUGCGCGUGGCCUCGGCCCGCUCCAGCGGCAGCGAGUCCGACCGCUCGGGCUUCCGGCGGCAGCUGACCUUCAUCAAGGAGUCGCCGGGCCUGCCGCGCCGCCGCCGCACCGAACCGUCCCCAGCCGGGGCUGCCGCCACCGCCACCACCUCCACCUCCCAGGGCGGCUCGCCCCGCCGCGGCCGGCCCGCGCUGCCCGCCGUCUUCCUCUGCUCCUCGCGCUGCGACGAGCUGCGGGCGGCCCCCCGGCAGGCCCCGGCCCCCCGGCGACCCCCCGCGGCCCGGCCCGGCCCCGGUGAGCGGCUGCCCCGGCGCACCAGCUCCGAGAGCCCGUCCCGCCUGCCCGUCCGCGCGCCGGCCACCCAGCCCGAGACGGUCAAGCGCUACGCCUCCCUGCCCCACAUCAGCGUGGCCCGCAGGCCCGACGGCGCGGCCCCCGCGCCCGCGGCCGACACGGCCCGCCGCAGCAGCGACGGCGAGGCCCGUCCACUGCCCAGGGUGGCCGCGCCGGGCACCACGUGGCGGCGCAUCCGGGAUGAGGAUGUCCCGCACAUCCUGCGCAGCACGCUGCCCGCCUCCGCCCUGCCACUGAGGGGCGCCUCGCCCGAGGAGGGCCCGGGUGGCCCUCCGCAGCGCAAGACCAGUGACGCCGUGGUCCAGACCGAGGACUUCGUGACCCCCAAGACCAACUCCAGCACGUCCCCGAGCCUGGAGAGCCGGGAGCCCCCCCAGGCCCCCGCUAGUGGCCCUGCCUCCUUGCUCGGCAGCGACGUGGACGGGCCUGCCCUCGCCAAGGCGCCCACCUCUGCCACCUUCUCCCACGAGGGCCUGGGUGUGGCUGCGGGGGGCUUCCCCGCCAGUCGGCACGGCUCCCCCAGCCGCUCGGCCCGCGUGCCCCCCUUCAACUACGUGCCCAGCCCCAUGGUGGUGGCCACCCCUGACUCGGCUGUGGAGAAAGCCCCCGCUGUUGCCUCCCCCAGCAUCCUGGAAUAGCGGCCCGGGCCGGCCUUCUGGAACAUCCUGUCCAGCCCUGCAGCCGUGCGGCUGUCCCGAGGGUGGUCCCAGGGUCCCCCCGCCCACCGAGCCCCGGCCCUCGGAGCCCCCCCCCACUAGCUCGCAUGGGCCUCACAUCUCACCCGUAGAUGCUUGCUUCUUGCCCCGGGGGCUCCAGAGGGACAGGGGGCCAUGGGCUGGACCUCGAGUCCCAGCCAGGUAAGCCCACGAGGGUGCCUGCCCCCAGCCCGGCCCACACGCGGAGACCACCCUGCACUCCAGGCCUCAGCCCGGCCUUCCCCUCCGGGGAGCCGGAGGGAGGUGGCAGCGGCCGCCCAAGGUGGGGGACAGGGCUGGGGAGGGUGGCGCCUUCGAGUGCCUGCCAGCGCCCGGAGGAAGGCGGUAAUUACCGCGGCGGCUGGGUAAUUUGUUAAUGAUGGCUUUGCCGGUCUGCCUGCCUUCUCAGCCCCAGCUGGGGGAGGGUGUGGCUGAGCCAGGCAGAAAGUUGGCUCCCACCCCGGAUGGUGACGUUCAGAGAGCCUGGAGCACCCCGCGGCAGGGGGACAGAGAGCGGGGCCGUCAGAGCAGCCUGGUGCCUCCUACCCCUUGGAAGGAACGAGGAGAGGCAGGCGUGUGGACGACGGGAGGGGGCUCUGGUGCAGACACCAACAGGAGCCCACCCCAUGUCCUCGCUCCUGACUGGGGGAGGGACCCCGCAGUGGGUGCCACAGGAAGGAGGCCGAGGAGAGUCAGGGCCGUGACCCUCUGGGAGCUCCUGGGGGCGGGGACGCGAGCCUGUGCUGGCCUCUCUCUCUGCCCAUGCAGAGGAACGUCCCCAUGGAUGGGAUCGUUCCCGCCCUAAUUUCUUCUUUGCGAUGCAUGAAGCUCGGAUCUGCAGGCUUCCUGCCAGGCACGGCCAGCUCCUCCCCUUUGGGACUGCACAGCUGGGGAUUGGCGUGGAGUCGGGGUCUGGAGCCCCAGGGCCACAGCCCAGCCAGCUGGACAUGUCGAGGCCGGGGUGCUGGCCAGCAGGUGCUGGAGUGUUGGUGCCAGAGGCAGCGGCGAGACGACGGGGGACAGUGAGCCCGGGAGGCCGGGAGCGGCCACUCCAAGGACCUCCCUCCUCCCCUCUCCCCUG
Diceros bicornis minor is the source of this 8957-nucleotide messenger RNA. It is a transcript of the gene APC2, whose product is annotated as APC regulator of WNT signaling pathway 2. Lineage: Eukaryota; Metazoa; Chordata; Mammalia; Perissodactyla; Rhinocerotidae. Gene Ontology annotation, molecular function: beta-catenin binding; microtubule binding; gamma-catenin binding. The record is from RefSeq and is a predicted model, not a curated record. Gene Ontology annotation, cellular component: beta-catenin destruction complex; cytoplasmic microtubule; catenin complex. Gene Ontology annotation, biological process: pattern specification process; negative regulation of microtubule depolymerization; Wnt signaling pathway.